GUUCCUCUGAUCAUCAUCACCCUCUCAUCAUCCAUGGAUACGCUUACCAUCGAAGGAGAAGACGAGGCGGCGUUGGCCUCCCUCGUCCCCGCUCCUCCGCACCGCAAGACGCAGUCCUUCAGCCACCAGUUCGACCUGAAGCCUCACCCUCAGAUCCGCCGCAGCCGCAAGCACAGCCUCGACGAGAUCCCUCAAUCCGCCGCCUUAGCCGCCGAAGCCGCCGUCUAUUUCGACUCCUCCGACGACGAGUUCUCCACCGGAGGACUCGUCGUCAACGGCGAUAACGUCUGCGACGGAACCGUCACCGGCGAGGAUUACGCCGUCGUCACGCCUCCUCCCGACGCCGUCGUCGGGGAUGACAACGUCAAGCCGCUCCCGGAGUUCAUCGGCGCGGGAGGCGGUGCCGGAAUUUUCAAGGUGCCGGUGCGCGCGGCGGUGCAUCCCGGACGGCCGCCGUGUCUGGAGCUGAGGCCGCAUCCGCAAAGAGAGACGCAGACGGGGAAGUUCUUGAGGAGCAUUGCUUGUACGGAGACGCAGCUCUGGGCGGGUCAAGAGAACGGCGUGAGGUUCUGGAAUUUGGAUGACGUGUACGAGCCAGCGAGUCUGAUCGAGGGCCAGGUACGGCGAGGGGAUGAGGAUACGUCGCCGUUUCAUGAGUCGGUUAUUACUUCUCCUACAUUGUGUUUGUUGGCUGACCAAAGCAACAAGCUUAUGUGGAGUGGGCACAAAGAUGGGAAGAUCCGGGCUUGGAAGAUGGAUCAGCCUCCUUGUGGUUCUGAUGAUGAUUCAAAUCCUUUUAAGGAGCGAAUCUCCUGGCUAGCUCAUCGUGGUCCUGUGAAUUCAAUUGUCAUUAGCUCUUAUGGUGAUAUGUGGUCAUGUUCUGAAGGAGGCGUGAUCAAAAUAUGGCCGUGGGAGUCGUUGGAGAAGUCUCUUCUUCUUAAACCGGAAGAGAAACACAUGGCUGCGUUGUUAAUAGAGAGGUCUCCCAUUGACCUCAGGAGCCAAGUUACUGUCAAUGGGACGUGCAGCAUCUCUUCCUCUGAAGUCAAGUACUUGUUAAACGAUUCAGUAAGAGCUAAAGUGUGGGCUGUGCAGUCACUCUCAUUUUCAAUCUGGGAUGCUCGGAGUAAAGACCUCUUGAAAGUUUUAGACGUGGAGGGGCAAGCUGAGUGUCGUGCGGACAUGCCACCUCUACAUGGCCAACAAGGUGACCACGAGACGAGAGUAAAGUUUCCCACACCUUCCAAAAAGGAAAAAUCACCAGGCUUUCUGCAGCGUUCACGUAACGCCAUAAUGGGAGCUGCAGGAGCUGUUCGCCGAGUAGCCACCAGAAGCGCAGGAGGGUUUGUGGUGGAAGAUACAAGGAAAACAGAAGCUAUCAUCUUAGCCGUAGACGGAACAAUUUGGACCGGAAACAUGAGUGGCCUAAUCGUCCAGUGGGAUGGAGAUGGGACCCGCUUGAGGUAUGUGAAUCAUCAUCACAGGGCUGUUAUGUGCUUUUGCACUUUUGGAGAUCGAAUCUACGUGGGAUAUGCGAGUGGAUACAUCCAGGUCUUGGAUCUUGAUGGAGAUUUAGUAUCGAGCUGGGUUUCGCAUAAUGAGCCUGUGAUAAAGCUGGCAGCUGGUGGUGGUUUUGUUUUUAGUUUAGCCACUCAUGGUGGAGUGAGAGGAUGGUAUGUGGCAUCUCCAGGACCUUUGGACAAUAUAAUCCGAACCGAGUUGUCUCAAAAGGAAACUUUGUAUGCAAGACAAGACAGUGUUAGGGUUUUGAUUGGUACGUGGAAUGUUGGUCAAGGAAGGGCUUCACACGGUGCACUUAUGUCGUGGCUGGGCUCUGUCACUUCAGAUGUUGGCAUUGUCGUUGUUGGGUUGCAAGAAGUGGAUAUGGGGGCAGGUUUCCUUGCCAUGUCUGCUGCUAAGGAAACGGUUGGACUUGAAGGAAGUGUUGCGGGGCAAUGGUGGAUUGAUGCAAUUGGGAAAGCACUUGAUGAGAAGAAAACUUUUGAGCGUAUGGGUUCAAGGCAGUUGGCAGGGCUUCUUAUAUCUCUUUGGGCGAGGAAGGAGAUUAGAACACAUGUUGGAGAUCUUGAUGUUGCAGCAGUCCCAUGUGGCUUUGGCCGUGCCAUUGGCAACAAGGGUGGUGUGGGUCUGAGAAUCAGAGUUUAUGACCGUACCAUGUGCUUCGUGAACUGCCACUUGGCUGCGCAUUUGGAGGCAGUUAACCGCAGAAACGCAGAUUUCAAUCACAUUUUCCGGUUAAUGGUCUUCUCACGAGGACAAAACCUAAGUAACGCUGCAGCUGGUAUGGUGUUGUUCCUGUUCUUGUCUUGCUCACUUGGCUUUUCCACAUAUUUAUUUUGCCUGCUUUACUCUUCUGGUUUGCCAUGGGCCCUCUCUCUUGCAGCCGGUGCCUCAACAGCCGCUUAUACACUAAAGACUACCACUAAUCCAAGUCCCGGCGCUGAAGAAGUCAAGUCUGAUUUAGCAGCAGCAGACAUGAUCGCAUUUUGUGGGGACUUUAACUAUAGGCUGUAUGGUAUAACCUAUGAUGAAGCGAGAGAUUUCAUUACGCAGCGAUCCUUUGACUGGCUUAGAGAAAUGGACCAACUUAGACAAGAGAUGAAGCUUGGUAAAGUCUUCCAAGGAAUGCGUGAGGCAUUGAUCACUUUCCCUCCCACUUACAAAUUUGAAAGGAACCGCUCAGGCCUAGGAGGAUAUGAUUCAGGAGAGAAAAAACGUAUUCCUGCAUGGUGUGACAGAGUUAUAUACAGAGACACCCAAUCAACCCCAUUCUCAGAGAGCAACUUGCAAUGCCCUGUAGUCUCAUCGGUUAUAAUGUAUGAAGCUUGCAUGGAUGUUACUGAGAGCGAUCACAAACCCGUGCGCUGCAAGAUUCAUGCGACCAUAGCUCACGUUGAUAAAUCCGUAAGGAGACAUGAGCUGGGGAAAAUAAUAAAGUCCAAUGAAGAGAUAAUAUCUAUAUUCGAGGAUCUAAAACAUGUUCCAGAAACAACUGUGAGCACCAACAGCAUCGUUCUUCAGAGUCAGGACACAGAGACCUUAACAAUCACAAACAGUUCAACCACCAGCAAAGCCAUUUUCACCAUUCUCUGCGGUGGUCAGACUAUAGUUAAGGAUGAUGGAGAAGAAGAAGAGGCUGAAUAUAAUCCACGAGGCUCCUUUGGUCUACCUCGCUGGCUUGAGGUUUCACCAGCAUCCGGGAUAAUUAAACCAGAAGAAGCCGUGGAAGUGAAAGUUCAUCACGAAGAUUCACACACAGUGGGAGAGUAUGUUGAUGGUAUCCCACAGAGUGAAGACACUCGAGAUAAAGAAGCAAUCCUGAUGGUGAACAUUAGAGGAAGCUGCUCAACUACAUGGACAAGCCACUCUAUCAAAGUCCGUCACUGCUUCUCAGCUGGAGUAUGUCUCCUUGAGUCCAAACCUACAAACCUAACAGAGAACCUAGAAGGUUCACCUCGAGAAGACGGUGAGGAGCACUAGUAGCAUUGACCGUUACACUUGUAGCAUUCUUUGGAGAAUCCAUUUUUUUUGUGUCAGAUGCUGUAGAUUUCUCUCCUGAUACUAUUCCUCGUAUUCAACUUUUGACUCUCUUUAGAUUCAAGUAGACUUGUGUACACAUUUGUUACUCUUACAUAAAUAGAUGAUGUUCUUGAGACUA
Brassica rapa (field mustard) is the source of this 3679-nucleotide messenger RNA. Its product is annotated as type I inositol polyphosphate 5-phosphatase 13-like. Gene Ontology annotation, biological process: phosphatidylinositol dephosphorylation. NCBI's taxonomy places the organism in Eukaryota, Viridiplantae, Streptophyta, Magnoliopsida, Brassicales, Brassicaceae. Gene Ontology annotation, molecular function: protein binding; phosphatidylinositol-4,5-bisphosphate 5-phosphatase activity. The record is from RefSeq and is a predicted model, not a curated record.